UCAGCAGAUCACCGAUCAACGGAAAGAGCCGAAGAUGUAGGCUCGGUCAUGUGAUCAGCUGUGUCCAAUCACAGCUGACUGCACUGAUCAUCAGGGCACUGAUGAUCAGUGUGCCCUGAUGAUCAGUGUAGCCCCAUCAGUGCCACCUGUCAGUGUCCAUCAAUGCCAGCUAUCAGUGCUCAUCAAUGCCACCUGCCAGUGCCCAUCAGUGCCUCAUCAAUGCCACAUAUCAGUGCCUACCAGUGCACAUCAAUGCUACAUAUCAGUGUCCAUCUGAGCUGUCUUUCGGUGUCACCUAUCAGUGCCAGUCAGUACCACCUAUCAGUGCGCAUCAGUGCCACCUGUCAGUGCCCAUCAGUGCCGCCUGUCAGUGCCGCCUAACAGUG
Staurois parvus is the source of this 386-nucleotide messenger RNA. The record is from the annotation of a GenBank genome assembly. NCBI's taxonomy places the organism in Eukaryota, Metazoa, Chordata, Amphibia, Anura, Ranidae.